UCUCGAUGUAAACAAUUCACGACGGUAGGUAGGCAAAAUCUGCCUUUAAAAACUUGAUUUUCUCCGUAAAUCCCAACUUCCAUGCGACGCAACAUCGAUAUAUGAUGUUUACAUGAUAUAUAGAACCUAUGGUGAGAAUAUUGUUGACUACUAAGUCUAUGCAAUGGUUAAGGUGAUAUUUUACUGGACUAAUGCUGUUCUGCAUUGUUGUCUCAGCAUAAUGUGUAACCAAACCACAAACAUUUUAUAAUCAUGGGUACACAACUGUUAUUUGUAUGCUACGGCAAUGGCUGAUUGGUUAAGAAGAUAAUAUGGAACUACUGUUCUCUAAAACCAUUUUGGUCUGUUGAAUAUUGCAUCAGCACAGUAUACCGAGGUGCCUAUUAGUUGGGUACUGCAUCCUGCUUGGUAACCUAAUGAAAGCAAGUAAAAUUCAGCCAUGACAGGCCACGAUAAGAUACGUCGAGCGAUGGAUGAAGUUGCCAAUCUAACCAUCAGAUUACAAACGACUAGUAGGUUGGCUAGUAUUUCUCAAUGUAGAAUUACUAAUGAAAUGUUUAAACAAGCAUCAAGAUUGCAAAAGUGGUCAUACCAGCUGUACUCUACUGGAAGUAUGCAAGAAUGCUUUCCUCCUAACGCCAAUGGUGAUGCAGACACGAUGAUAUGUAAGACAUAUUAUCCAUUAGUGCUGUGGAAAUCCCAAGAAAACGAAAGAGGGUCAUUUGUAAUGGCGGAGCAAGAUCCAGAUCGUCCUGUGUAUUUGAGGCUUAAAGCAGUUGACAAAGACUGUCUGCAUGAGGAUUUCAAAACCAUCGUUAAUGAAGAUGGAUAUUUGAAAACCAGUGAUUUUAUAAAAGUCACUUAUUCAAAUAACCCUAUGCUUAAUGCGAAAAACUAUAAAUCUCAGAUGAGACAUGGCCCCUCAAUAGAAACUAAGCUAGGUUCAAGCCAUAUGAUGGAUGUAGUACAGUGCUUGAAAUGUCAGUCAUGGCCUCCAUUCAUUAGUAAUUUUUUUACCAGAAAGAGGCUGAACAACUGGCCAUAUCAAAAGUUGUUAGACAAGGUCAAAGGUCUAGAAUGUCAUGUAGUUGCUGUUGGAUACCCAGGUAGCGAGUCAUAUGAUACAGAAUGGAGAUUGUCACUCUCCGUAGCUGAGAGAGAACUUCUUACUGAAAUGUAUGAACCAUAUGCUAAGUGCAUGUAUGCCCUGAAAUCAAUCAAGAAAAAGUACAUAUUUUACAGUGAUUCUGAUAAACCAACACCAUUCUGCUCGUAUUUCAUAAAGACCGCUUGCUUGUGGAUGUGCGAAAGAUUUCCACAUACAGAUUACAGUGUCAUGGAUUUAAUAAGGAAAGUUCUAGAUUGGCUCAUUGACUGCUAUCAACACAAACAUCUGCCUUAUUAUUUUAUUCCACAACACAAUUUGAUUGGUCAUCUCUCAAUGGAACAUUGUGACAAUGUAAAAGAAACACUGACAGCAAUUAAGAAAAAUCUUUGGAGAAAGGUUUUACUCAGUGUCGAUAGUGAUACGACAUUUGAUGGGCGUUCAUCAUUAAACUUCAUGUGUGAUGAACUGAAUGUCACUAGAGACGAUGGAGAUGAAUACUCAACUCUAGAGACCACACUCCUAAACCACUCACAGGCAACAGUGACCAUUGAAGGCAUGUGUUUUGUUUUGCGAUCAAUGAUUCCUUCACAAAAUCAAUUAGAAAUGGCGCGAUUGGCUGUAUAUAACGAUCUUUCUUUAAUUGAAUUAUUUGUGAAACACAUGCUAGAGGAUCCUUUGAAGAAUUUCAGUAUUCCAGCGAAAAUCAUACUGCCAAUAAUUGAAAAUAUUAAAGAGAUAGUGCCAAAGGGAUAUGGUGAAAUGUUCAAAACAAGUUUGUAUAGAUACUUAGGCAAUACUUGUACACAUUUAUUGGUAUGCUUAAGAAACAGUAAACCGUGUAUGUAUGACAUAGCUCUAGCUGUCUUUCAGAAUACUCCUCUUCAGUACUACACCGUUGUAGGAGCUAAAAUGAAUUUCCCUGACAACUACAGUGAUGAUGGCAUAGGUGGUAAAGUCCUUGUGGUAAAAUACCAUUAUAUAAUGCGGAACUACAAAGAAUUGAAGCAGAUGUGCGACUCUAUUCUCUUGGAUUGUUUUCUUAGAAAAAAGAACUGUAGGCUUGCUAGUGUGGAAAUAACAAUGUUAAAGUCAUCAACAAGCCUAUAUUCUGCCUGGGAUGUUGAUGAAAUGUUGCUUUACUGUGCCAAAAGUUCAAGUAAAGAAAUGCAGUUUUGUCAUCCAAUCAUACUUAUACUUUACAUUAAAGCCAGAGUAUUACUUAUUGAGGGAGACACAGAGAAUGCAUUGAAUGCUGUGAAAAAGAUGAAGGAAAGUAUGGAUAAUAUUAUAGAUCCUUUUUAUCAUCAUGUGAGCACCAACAUGUUUAUAGCAAUCAUUGAAAGUCUUGUAGGCCUUCUUGGGGUAAUGCGAAGAAUAGCCUAUAAUGGGGAAAACAUACAAUAUGCCUGAAAUUAGUAUUAAAUUUAGAAACAAGAUCAUAACCCAUACAACAAACACAAUGAUUAUGCUUCUCAAUACUGAUAAUUCACCAUGACGUAAAGAAACGGGCAAAAACAUAAUGCUCUAAUUAAAGGUAGUCACAACUUGCUCGCAAAGUGUGGGUGUAUUACUACCACUGUUUGACACAAUUCAUAUAUCACACAUCAUACCUGAUCUAUGCACUUGGAACUUGGACACCAAACCAACUUAUUUGACACCUUAAUUUUAAUUUUCUUUUCAAAAAUAACAUUCAACGAGAGAUGGUAAUGUUGUAAAGAAUAAUUAAUCAUUCAUUUGGCAUUGGAAGAUUUUGCUUAUCAUUAAGCUCAUAAAGACAAAGAUUUGAACUUGUUAAAACUGUCAUUUUCUUGGAAAAUCCAAGCCUCAAUAAAUAAAAAACAUUUCAUUCCAUGGUCAACUAAAGUAGAAUUAAUCAUUAUGGAAUAUGAAACCGUUCACAUUGAAAAUCCUCAUGAUUUUAGUAUGCUUAUGAGGUUAGAGAAGCAUGUCAUCCCUCAUGCUUUCAAUGCUUUAGCAAAUUAACAUGACAUUUCUUCACCUUGGUGGAUCAGCAAUGUAGUGAAAUGAUAUUAAAUGAUAUUAAUUCGGCCGGUUAAUGUUAAUUAAUUAAUUAAUUAACCUACAAUACUACCUAGUACUUUAACACUGUAUAUUUAAAUGGGACAGGGACAGGUACAUUAUACCCUGAAAAGUUUUAACGACAUUCACCCUGAUAAGAUAGAGGAUGACUAUGUUGACUUCGAACUAAACUAUGUCUAUACAAGGAUAGUGGGCUGGUGCCUGAUUGAUGGGGAAAGCCCUUGUAUUUCUAAUGUGUCACCUGCCAAGAGCCACUGUGUGUGCGCUGAACCGUGGCGAUCUCUAGGUCCCCGGUUCAAUUCCCAUCGCUGUCUCUCCUUGUAUUUCAGCUGGAGGGCUGAAAUACAAGUUAUAAGUCUUUCGGAUGAGACGU
This is a messenger RNA of Anneissia japonica, 3521 nucleotides long. RefSeq lists its product as uncharacterized. Bases 440 to 2518 code for a protein of 692 amino acids. Lineage: Eukaryota; Metazoa; Echinodermata; Crinoidea; Comatulida; Comatulidae. The record is from RefSeq and is a predicted model, not a curated record. The transcript has a single exon.